Messenger RNA from Phlebotomus argentipes, 4154 nucleotides. RefSeq names its product mRNA (2'-O-methyladenosine-N(6)-)-methyltransferase (gene Pcif1). Bases 426 to 2531 code for a protein of 701 amino acids. Gene Ontology annotation, molecular function: mRNA (2'-O-methyladenosine-N6-)-methyltransferase activity; RNA polymerase II C-terminal domain binding. The record is from RefSeq and is a predicted model, not a curated record. Gene Ontology annotation, cellular component: nucleus. Lineage: Eukaryota; Metazoa; Arthropoda; Insecta; Diptera; Psychodidae. The transcript has 7 exons.
AGAUUAAAUCCAGUAAAUCUGAUAUUUCUGAAGUGUAUAAAGAGGAUUUUCGCAGAAUUUCUCAUCAAUUUCACCGAGUUUCCACAUAUUUCCCCUGAUCUUCCAAUUCAAAACUGAGCUUCGUGGAAUUGGCACGAGCACUAGUGUCGCUCACGAUAGCGCCACGCAGCGGAAAAAACCCGCGAAAUCAGACAACAAAAUUUUCAGCAAAAUGGUGGCAUUUACUUUUGUGUGGUGAGGAAAAACAGUGAAAAAGUGUGGGAAAUCCUCGAGUAUUGCGCGUAGAGUGAUGCAAAAACGGUUGGCGUGCGUGUCACUGUUCGGCACAUACUGGUGAUUUCGCCACAGCACCACGCAAAGCGGCCAGAGAGCGGUGAAAAGCCUUCGGACUCUCCUGAGAUGCUGAAAUUGUCUUCACGGCGAGAAUGAAUGAUUUGAGUAAGGAAGCCGCCUCGGUGGUCGCACCGGGGCCGUCAGCGUGGGAUCAGCUCACAGGCGUGGCGGCCGCCGCGGCGCCCCUCGUCACGGCGCCCCCCGCGGACUCCCAGGCGCUCAGCAGUCCUCCCGCCACUCCCACGAAGCCCAGUCUCACCUCCCCGCCGCCGGACGCGGUGGCGCACACGCCCCAGGGCGCCCCCCUCGCCUCGCCCGUGUACACGGAGGAGCUCCAUCCGGACCUCAUCGCCCAGGGGUGGCGCAAGUUCUGGUCGAAGCGCGAGAAUCGGCCGUACUUCUGGAACAAGGCCACCAACGAGAGCCUCUGGGAGCCGCCGAGCUUCGCGCGGCCGCACGGCACGUUCGAUCCGGUGACGGAUCCGCUGGGCAUCUGCAAUGCGCCGCCCAGCCAGGGCAACGCCCAUCAGCAGCUCAAGAGGCGCUCCUCGGAGGAUCCCGGCCAGCCGCCGCUCAAGAAGUUCAUCCUGGCCGGGCCGUGGGACCUCGAAAUACCCACGAAUGUGAUCAUCCUGGAGCGGCCGCCCGCCACCAUGCUGCAUCCGCACCCGGAGAUCGAGCUCAUGCGCUCCACCUACACGCUGAAGCUCUUCCGGACGUACGAUGAUCUCUGCCAGCGCCGGGAGAACAUCAAGGCGCCGAAGGAUUCCUUCAAUCGCUGGCUGAUGGAGCGGAAGUGCGUGGAUCGCGGCUUCGAUCCGCUGCUGCCGACUCAGUGCUUUCCGGAGGUGUCGCCGUCCAUGUAUCGUGAGAUCAUGAAUGACAUCCCCAUCAAGAUCGUGAAGCCCAAGUACACGGGCGCGGCGCGCAAGCAGUUGUCGCACUACGCGGAGGCGGCCAAGAACAUCAUCGAGAACCGCUCGGCGCCGGCGGAGAGCAAGAAGGUGGUGAAGUGGAAUGCAGAGGAGACUUUCCAGUGGCUGAGACGCACCGUGGGCGCCAGCUAUGAGGACUUCCAGGAUCGCCUGGCGCACCUCAAGCGCCAGUGUGAGCCGCACCUCGUCGAGACGGUGCGCGAGAGCGUGGAGGCGCUCUGCACGAAGGUGUACCACUUCGCCGGCGACCAUGCGCGGCGGAUCCGCGAGCGGCACGUGCAAUUGCUGACGGAGAGCGGCAUCCAUGAGCCGCCCGGGGCGCCGCCACCGCCGCCGGUGGCGCGCAAAGUGUGGUGCUAUCCAGUGCAGUUCAUGAUCCCGUCGCCCAGGAUGCCCGUGGUGGAGUACAUCCAGGACAGGGAUCACAUGGUCAUCAAGUACUCGCAGACGAGUCAGUCGCAGGCGGACACGCAGUACAUCAAUCACACGCACCUGCAGAAGAUGGAGCAACUCUAUCGCUACAGCUGCUAUGACGACAAGAAGUUCGAGCUGUUCAUCGGGCGUGUUUUCUGCGUGCUGAAGCGCUACCAGACGUUCCUGUGCAAUACAUCGCCCGCCAGCCAGGAGGCGGAGCUCACGCAGGCCUGCCUGCCCGUGACGGUGUUCGAGUGUCUCCACAGGCACUUUGGCGUCACCUUCGAGUGCUUCGCCAGUCCGCUGAACUGCUACUUCCGCCAGUACUGCUCGGCCUUCAGCGACACGGACACCUAUUUCGGCUCCAGAGGGCCUUUCCUGGACUUCAAGCCACUCUCGGGCUCCUUCCAGGUCAAUCCGCCGUACUGUGAGGAGUUGAUCGACGCCACUCUGCAGCACAUCGACAAACUGCUCACGGACUCGUCGGAGCCGCUGAGCUUCAUCGUGUUCCUGCCGGAGUGGAAGGAGCCCGUGCUGCAGUGUUUGUCGCGCAUCGAGGAGAGCCACUACAAGAGGCGACAGGUGGUGGUGCUGGGCAUGGAGCACGAGUACCGCCAUGGCUAUCAGCACGUGCUGCAGAAGGCGGAGGUGAACGUGAAGAGCGUGCAUGGCACGAUGGUGGUGUGGCUGCAGAACAACGCCGGCUUCGCCCGAUGGAAUCCCACCGAUAGUCGCGUGGAGGCGCUGCUGGAGGCCUUCAGGCCGGGUCGCGAGCGGGAGCGUGAUAAAAUCCCGCAGGCAGAGCCGCCGAGUAGUCAGCCGACUGAAGUGGCCACGGAGGUGAAGUGAGAGGAUCUUGUUCUUAUAGGUUUUAUUGGUAUUGAAGAGAAGAAGAAGAAGAAGAAAAACUAUUACUUUGUCUGUUUCACAAGUGUUUUUUGCGCGCGCCAGAGAGAGGAAAAGAUGUAACAAUCUAACUUCACAUUCAACACAAACACACACACACACCUAAGCGUAUGUUUUUAAAGAUAGAGAAAGAGAAAGAGAGAGAGAGUGAAAUGAUUUUGAGAUGGAAUUUCGACAAGAAUAGAAGAAAAAACCUAUUAAUUUUAAUUCAAUGUUCAUUAAUCUCGUCUAGUUGAUGUUGAAAACAAUAGUUAAAAAAAAAUGAGAAUUUUUUGUGGAUAAGAAUUUAGAUGGAUAAGAAAUCAUUGUCGACAGAGAAAUGUAAAAGAGAGAGAGAGAGAAAAGAUAUAAAAUGCCAUAUAAAGAAAGAGGAAAAUCCUAUUCGUGAGACACUGGGCUAAAAACAGUGUCCCAAAUAAUUGUAAAUAAUUCCCUUUUGUAAAGAGAGAGAGAAAGUGAGGUGAAAAAAAGCCCUGCAAAUUGCAUAUUUUUCUUUAUAACACUGAAGUUUCACUUCUUCUUUUUUGUUCUUUUCCUUGAGGAUAAGUGAAAUGAGAGGAGGAAGGAUUAUCGAGGAGUGUAACUAAAAGACACAUUCAAUGUAUUAAAUGUUCCAGUUGUGUAAUUUUUCCACACCAUCUUAGAGUCAUAAAGUUGCAUGUUUGUUAAAAUAAAAAUGGCAAAUUGAUCCGGAGACACAUUUUCAUCUCUUAGUUUAAGAGUGCUCAUGGUCACAAAGAGAGAAACGGAGAGAAAGAGAGAGAAAAGCAAGAACAGUCUUAAAUUGAUAAAUGAUGGAAAUUGGGCGGAGAGAGAAUGGAAAGUCAGAGGCAAUGAAUUUUGUCCGAAGAGACAAUUUUGUUCCUCGGCAAGGAAAGGCAAAACGGUGAAGUUCUCCUUGACUUUGGCUUCCCUUUUUGCGCGCUCCGAAGAGAGAAAAGAUAAAUUCAUCACUGUCGAGGAGGAAAAUAGCACUCAUAAGUUUCCACUCGGUGAGAAAUUCAUCCCUCUGAUUGUUUUAGUCCUUCCGCUGUGUUUUUGGCGUGAGUGGAAAUGAAAAAAAAAGGUGAAAAUCGACAUGGAAUUUCGGCUCAUCUUCAUUCCUUUUUUUUUCUCCGCCAAACGAACACUCUAAAUCUUCAUGUUUUCUUGAAUUUCUUGUUUUGGCAAACGAAGAAAGGAAAGGUAGAGAAGAAGCAAAGAAACGAAGAACCAACUCAAGAAAUAGCGAGUAAAAGAGUAGUACAAAUUAGUUUUUCCUUUGGAGGGUUGAAAAUGUAGCGUUUUAAGAUGAUGACAAUUUCUUAGAUUCGAGCACUUCAUUCCGCGCAUCGACAAUUUUUUUUUUGGUUUUUACUUCGCAGAGAGAAAGAGAAAAGCAGUGUUGAUAAAUUUUUCGGUAGACAUUAAGAUUUUGUCCCAUUUGAUGAGGUCUUUGUAAAAAAAAAUCUCCACAGACGAUCUUUUGGCAUUAAUAUUUGUUAAGUGUUUUAACAGUCAUAAUUUUCACUGUACAUUUGGCUAUAAUGAAAAUUUCAAUAAAAGAAAAGUGAUGAAAAGUAAAAA